CAAACGGGACGCAACCAGUACCAUGCUUUUUAGCUCUUUCUUCAAAACGCUCAUCGGCAAGGAGGUGACGGUCGAGCUGAAAAAUGACCUGCAGCUGAAUGGCGUCCUCAAGUCGGUGGAUCAGUUUCUCAACAUCAAACUCGACAGCAUUCAGGUCGCCGACAUUGAGCGCUACCCACACAUGAUGGCUGUCAAAAAUUGCUUUAUCCGUGGUUCAGUCGUGCGCUACAUCCACUUGCCCCCUGAGCAUGUCGAUAAGCAGCUCCUGCAGGACGCGACUCGCAAGGAGGCGACGGGAGGAGACAAGAACUAGUGGCUCAGCUAGCCGUCCUUGUCAUUUGCAACGGUACUUGUUGGCGGGGGCAUGUAUAUCAUGUCUAAAGCAGACCUAAGCUGAGCUCAGGGCACGGCUGGGUCAAGACACGCGCUCGCGACCCUACAAGCAGGCACACCCAUGGACGAAGACCGAGACAAGUAACCAACUGGAUCGGUUUUCUUGGUGCCUACGCAUUUUGAACUGCGAGCUCGGGGCUGGAACCCCAAAUUGCAUGUUUUUUUUUU
Monosiga brevicollis MX1 is the source of this 561-nucleotide messenger RNA. RefSeq lists its product as uncharacterized. Gene Ontology annotation, biological process: mRNA splicing, via spliceosome. Gene Ontology annotation, cellular component: U6 snRNP; P-body; catalytic step 2 spliceosome. The record is from RefSeq and is a predicted model, not a curated record. Bases 23 to 313 code for a protein of 96 amino acids. NCBI's taxonomy places the organism in Eukaryota, Choanoflagellata, Craspedida, Salpingoecidae. Gene Ontology annotation, molecular function: RNA binding. The transcript has 3 exons.